CGGUCACAGGCCAGGAGCUGCGGGAUUGGCGCCGCCCGUGGUUAGAGCUGGACUAACGGGACUCCGGGCCGCGGGUCGCAGUCCAGACGCAAGAGGGGCUAGUGUUGGCGUGGAGCCCAGAGCCACAGAGUGGGAGCCUGGCCAGGACACGCGCACCAUGCCCUACCUGCUCAUCAGCACCCAGAUCCGAAUGGAAGUGGGCCCCACUAUGGUGGGCGAUGAAUACUCGGAUCCAGAGCUAAUGCAGCAUCUGGGGGCCUCCAAGAGAAGUGUCCUGGGAAACAACUUUUGUGAGUACUACGUCAAUGACCCUCCUCGCAUAGUCCUGGACAAGCUGGAACGCAAGGGCUUCCGUGUGUUGAGCAUGACAGGGGUGGGCCAGACGCUGGUGUGGUGCCUGCACAAGGAGUGACCUUCUCACACUAACUUGUGGACAGGGUGCUCCUCUCUGGAGGGGCUGCCAUGGGCCACUUCCUUAAGCCCUCACCUUACUAACUGCCUUGCCCCCAUCUUCCCAGGUUGUCCUUGCCCUUGGUCCAUCCCCAGCAGGUAGACAAUGGCCUCUGAAACUCUUGCCUUGGCUACUGGGGGAGGGGAAAGCCCCUUGCCCCAGUGCUCCCAGCUGCCCUCCUGCUUCGGGCCUGACCUGAGAGCUGAUGGCAGGCCAUGUUCUGUGGGCAGGCUGCCCUGCUGCACUGGCACUCCAGUAGAGGACGAUGCCAGGACUCGGUGGGUGGGUCCUAUGUAGCCAGUCCAAGCCAAUAAAGGGCUGUGAUGAGUGGUUGCUCCUCUG
Otolemur garnettii (small-eared galago) is the source of this 793-nucleotide messenger RNA. RefSeq names its product GTP cyclohydrolase I feedback regulator (gene GCHFR). The transcript is spliced from 3 exons. Gene Ontology annotation, cellular component: cytoplasm; nucleus. Gene Ontology annotation, biological process: negative regulation of biosynthetic process. The coding region runs from base 158 to 412 and encodes 84 amino acids. The record is from RefSeq and is a predicted model, not a curated record. Gene Ontology annotation, molecular function: GTP cyclohydrolase binding. Lineage: Eukaryota; Metazoa; Chordata; Mammalia; Primates; Galagidae.